Molecule: messenger RNA, 4430 nt
Organism: Anopheles stephensi (Asian malaria mosquito)
Lineage: Eukaryota; Metazoa; Arthropoda; Insecta; Diptera; Culicidae
Gene: Hnf4
Product: hepatocyte nuclear factor 4-gamma
Exons: 7
Coding region: 1744-3543 (599 amino acids)
Biological process (GO): regulation of transcription by RNA polymerase II; cell differentiation; anatomical structure development
Cellular component (GO): nucleus
Molecular function (GO): nuclear steroid receptor activity; zinc ion binding; nuclear receptor activity
Source: RefSeq, a predicted model, not a curated record
AUCGGGGAUCGUGUCAUUUUUCCAACCACUGGAAACAAAAAUUCAGCUACUCAGAUAAUAUUGGUAACACGCGAAGCAGGGGCUCUUGAACCUCGCGUUCGUCGCGAGCGUUGAAGGUGAGAUAUCGCAUGGACGAUAAUUAUCGAUAGCUGACUGUACCUUAGCGCUCUGGCCCUCACGGUCAUUGCUACCAAGCGAUGGGGAUUAGGUGCUUAAUUCCGCCUUCUUGAAGGAGGGUGAGAAUAGAAAAGAACAAAAAACACACACACGAACGAGCACCGGACACUUGCUUUACGAUGCGGCCGAUUUAAUGCAAUACAUGAUCUCCGUACGGAGGAGGCCUGCCUGUAUGCGAUGGAAGAAAUUUGCAGGGACAAACCGCUACGCAACCGCUUAUAAUAUUUAUCAGCGUGCUUGCAAACGAUAUCAAGCUCAAUUUUCCAAUGAAACAAAUGAAUCCCAGCGCCGUACGCCGGGGGGGGAGGAUAAAAUGUGCCCAUACUUCUUGCCUAGUCAACCUCUCGCUGACACCGAUCUCGCUGCAAAUGCCUAGCCAAAGGCAGUGCUGAGGCGCACUGUUGACGGCGCGCAAUCCGCAGCAAGAUCACGUUCGUUGAUUGUCUUUACAAUUGAGCAAAAAUAAACAAAACAAAAAAUUAACGACUACCGUUCCACUGCAUUCGCAGCACGGAAAUGGCACGAUGAAGGAACUCGGGUUUUUGCUCGCCUCGAACUCCUCGAGAUCUGCUGCCAGCACCACACACACGGGGCCCCCAGGAUUCCAUGCGGGCUUCUGCCAAGAAGCACAUUAUCUCUUGGACAACAAAAGAAAGAAUGAAAAACUCUGGCAAAUACUUAACGUAUUGUGAAGUACACACGGACAUUCGUUUAUGAGGUUUCUUCGUGUCAUGACUGACGCCAGUGACUUUGUUGGUGCGUUGAAGUUGGAGAAGAGAAUCGCACCUUUAUCCAGCAGCAGCGACUUGUUUUGUUACAUAAAUGAUUAUUUCGGUAUCAACCAAAACCCGUCCCCUGGUGGCUGGUGUGUUGUGGCAGUUGUGAAAAAUUGACCAAUUAAAAAAGCAUAUUCGUGUACCAUCUCUGUACCAGGGCAUCGGAGGGAAAAAAAGAUAAGAGAUAAGACGGAGCAAAAACGGCCUGCUGGCCACCGUCAAACCAGUCCCGAUGGAUUGGAUGGAAGAUGAAGCGAAAGAGUUUGAAGAGAUUGUAGGUGAUGAUGGAAGAAGGCGAUGGUGAGAGCAGAACAAAACAAAAAACCACCCGCCAUUGCCGCGUAAUCGUUCAGUACGGUUCCGUGCGAGCUGCUGAUUAACGCUGUGUCGUCUCUGGGGCGCGUACGUACAGUAUUGAUCCCGAGAUUUUCCAUCCACAGCGCGAGAAGGACUCGCCUCUCGGCUUCUGGGGUGGUUGUGUGUGCGUUUUAAGUGGGGGCCCACGAACGGCUGGGCAAGAGGGCGGUGAUUGGUCGCGGAGGGAAGAAGUUCUGGUCGGGUGCCAAUAGUGGUAAUCGCGCCCGUUGAUGUGUCGCGCACAUAAUCAGUGGCUGUGAACAACACCGUGUACCCGUGUACGAACACUAGCGAGAUAACGAACGCGACGACGACGACGACGACCAUUACGGUGCGCGUAUGUGCCUGCCCCGGUUUGCGCCCAGCAGUGUCUACGAUUGCCACAGACUACGAUCGUUCGCGCUCUUAAUCGUUGUCCGUAGUUCCGUGCGGCAUGAUGAUGCAGUUUUUGCCUCUUACAGAAUGUGUACCACUGCUCGCAAGCCAAUAUGCUUCUACCAAGAUGUCUAACACCGGAAUAGAAUACAGCGAGCUGAACGACCGAACGAAAGGAAGCCACGACAGUCCGAGCCAUACGUCUGAUACGGCGUAUGAAUCAUGCCUGAGUCCGCUGCAACCGAACGAUAGCAGCAGCUUCAAUGCAAUCAAUGUGUGCGCAAUCUGCUGUGAUCGUGCCACGGGCAAACACUACGGAGCGGCUUCUUGCGAUGGAUGUAAGGGAUUCUUUCGUCGAAGCGUUAGGAAGAACCAUACCUACUCCUGCAGAUUCUCACGCAACUGCGUGGUGGACAAAGACAAACGCAACCAGUGUCGGUACUGCAGGUUGAAGAAAUGCUUCAAGGCUGGAAUGAAAAAAGAAGCGGUCCAAAACGAGCGGGACCGUAUAAGCUGCCGCAAACCGAGCACGGAUGAUAAGAACACCAUCAACGGGCUGUCGGUGAAGUUUCUACUGCGGGCAGAAAACUUCAGCCGCCACUUUGGGGCCGCCCUGGACGAAACGAACGAUGCGGAGGAAGCGGACCUAUCGUCGAAGCGUUUCGCCAGCAUCAACGAUGUGUGUGAUUCGAUGAAGCAGCAGCUGCUGAUACUGGUCGAGUGGGCCAAAUCAAUACCGGCCUUUGCCGAGCUGCAGCUAGACGAUCAGGUAGCACUGCUGCGGGCACACGCCGGUGAACAUCUGCUGCUCGGGCUAUCGCGCCGUUCGAUGCAUCUGCAGGACAUGCUGCUGCUCGGGAACAAUUGCAUCAUCACGAAGCAGUGCCCGGACGCGAACAUGUCCCCGAACCUGGACAUUUCCCGCAUUGGGGCACGCAUCAUCGACGAGCUAGUGAGUGCCAUGAAAGAGAUUCAAAUCGACGACUCAGAGCUGGCGUGCAUAAAGGCGCUAGUGUUUUUCGAUCCAAGUGCAAAAGGACUGAACGAACCCGCCAAGAUAAAAUCGCUCAGGCAUCAGGUUCUAAAUAAUCUCGAAGAUUACAUAUCAGACAAGCUGUAUGAUUCGAGGGGUAGAUUUGGAGAGAUCCUGCUACUAUUACCAGUGCUGCAGUCGAUCACGUGGCAGAUGAUUCAACAGAUAGAGCUUGCCAAAAUGUUCGGUGUGGCGCAUAUCGAUAGCCUGCUGCAGGAAAUGUUGCUCGGAGGAGAUGCGAUAGAUACCUCAUCGACCAUCACCUCACCAAUGAACAUGAUGAACACCAACAACAGCCCAUCCGAUUCGUGCGAUACGACGCAUCUCGCGUCCACCAUCGAAACGGCUGACCCUCUAGUACAAAUGUCGUCACUGAACGGACCGGGAUACGGUGGCGAUUCCGACAGUUUGCUUAUAUCCCCCAUGGACACGGUAACCGGUGGAAACGGUUACUGUGCGUCUCGCAAAGCACCAGGUCAAACAACGCCCGAUCCGCUAAACGGACAGCAGCACGGUGCUGGACCCAGAAAUGGCGGUGUCCCGGCUGACGUUGGGUACAUGCAGCCCCAUCACCAGGGGCAGCCAACACAGCAGCAGCAGCAACGUCAUGUGGCGGGCAACUCGACCGAUUCGUCGGUGACGGUAGCGGACAUCUACUUCCACGCGCCAACAAGCGUUGGACCACCGUCGCUGCAGCUCGACAGUGACGUUGCCAUGUACAACAAUAACAAUCUGGGCUGCUGCCAGGGCGAGAUGACCCAUUCCGGCCACAAGGGCUGCGAGAUGGUGAAGAUCGAAACCAAGCGUGAACCGGAAAAUGCCUAAAGCCAAACCCCUUCUUGCCCGGCUGCCAGCUAGCCCUAGCAGUAGCUCAACAGCCUCAGACCAUUUAAAGCGAUAAGUGUGCGUGUGCGCGGCAUGCAUGCAGUGAAUCGAUGUGCAAUGUUAGAUAGGUACAGCGAGAAAAGCAGAGCAAGAGCAGUGAGAACGCGCAUUGAACCUAGCUUGAUAUUUACGGUGCAGGUUUGGUGCCCGAUUUGUAGUUGGUUUUCGUUACUUUGUUUUUACCAUUACGUUUCUUCUUUUGUUACGCGUUAGGAUUUGUUUUUCUCCUUUUUUUUGUUUGUUUGUUGGAUGUCUUCUCUUGCUAACAGUUCUUCGGUUGUGGGAAACAAAAAGGUGAAGUGAAAUUAAGGUUCACGAUCUGCGGCGGCGGCGGCGAUGAAUGUGUCGGUGGUGGUUUUUUACUCUCACGGCACCCUUCAACCCUUCGGUGCCCGUUGCGCCCCGUGACUAGUAUAUAGUUGAUAGGCGUUUGAAUUAUCGUUUCGGUUUUUUUUUUCGUUUCUAAACGGCAGGAGUAGGAACAAACUGUUACAAUUGUAAGCAUAAUGAUGCUAGGCGUUUAGAGGUAGUCAAAUAUCAAAGUCAAACUCAUUCUGUGAGGUAGGUUUUUGUUUGUACAUAUAUUAUACAUCAUGGUGGUGUGUAUUCGGGAGGUGAUUGUUAUACUCUUUGCGGUAGUUUAGGUGUUUAGGGAUACAAGCCCCCCCCCCCCCCCAGGACCCUCCCCCAAGACUUCCCAUUUUCCCCCCACACUCACACAUUUCCCUGUGACGUAAAGGAAACUUCUAUAGACUUGUUUUUUUUUCAUAUCUGUUUUUCUGGGACGAAAAGUGCAAAUAAAACGACUGUUACUUUCUGUUUCCAUU